AUGGUAAAAUUGGCAAGAAAAUUUCUCCUCCAUCACCCUUCCCCAAGAAAAUCCACAUUGGACCCAAAUCUUUCUAAAAAAGGUCUGCCAUUAGUUAAUGAAAUUGCUUUACUGACAGAUUGGGAAGCACCAUUCUCAGGAAGUUCGUCAAAACUUAAACCAGACACUCAAACUCAACUUCCACCUCUCAAAGAGAAUCAACUUUUCGAGACUAGAAGCUAUGUUGAAGACAAUUGUGCAUUCUGCCAAGUUUUACUUUCGGCAUCCCUACCAGGUGAAUCCAAUGUACUUUUAUCUUGUGAUCAUUUAUGUCAUGAACAGUGCUUGACGGUAAUGAUGGAUAAAACAGGAAUAAUUGAAAAUUUAAAGUGUGGAAUAUGCGAUCAAGAUACAAAAUGUCAGGAUGAAAAUGUCGUCAAAGACUUAAUGAAAAAGUGGAAAGAAGGGUCAGGGCAAGAAUAUCUAAAAGAAAAUAGUUUAUUGGACUUAAAAGUAACUCCUACGUUUGGACCCAUGGCGGAAUCAGAGUCAAUGCUCCAGGAAAUACCGGAAAUAGAAAAGAACCAUAAGAAUAUGACUGUAUAUUUCCCAAACAUAGAAUGCGCCUGUCAAGCAGACAAAACCUUAGACCAGGGCGAUAUCACUAAUUUUAAUUGUGUUUUCACUAUAAAAUCGCCAGAAGUUUACAAGAAGUCACCCAAUACUAGAGACGAAACAGAACUUAAGGAAAAGAUAGUAUCUCAUAUCAGAACCAAAUUCAAGCUCGCUUUUGAAAAUCUUGGAGACUUGCUAAUGUUUGAUAAAGUGGAAGUAAGUGUCACUGGAAGGGAAUGGGAUGAAGCAACUGCUUAUCUUUUUAACCAAUAUUUCCUUCUUUAUGACGAAGAGACGUUAGUAGGAGUUGUUUCACUCGAAGAUGACCUAACUACUGUCAAUGCAGAGGAUAGAAUGUUAACUCUUAAUUUAACAAAAGAAACUCUUCCUGAAUUGAGUGUUCGCUUUCCUAGCACAGUUAUUAGUGUCAAGUGGGAUUCAGCAAUUAAUCUGUUAAAGAACAAAAGCAAUAAAGUAAACUAUAGUUUAUUUGAAUUUUCAGGGACCUUCUGGAAAGAGUUUCAAGACAAAUUCGACAUUCCCGAAGAUUUGAUAAAGUUUACAGAUUUAGUAGUGAAUGAUAACGAAAUUCCAGAAGAAUAUCUCGCAAAAGCAUUACCAUGUCCUGAAGACCUUCCUUUGAAUCUAAUAGUUGCAAUCCCGUUAGUCAAUAGGACAGGACUUUCUGACCAAGAAUAUCAAGAUAAUGUUGUGUGUAUGAUUGAAAUGGUUCUUGAAGUCUUGCGGCCAAAAGAUAAACUUGGAGUAAUCUGGAUUGGAAUAAAUGGCCAAGGUGAGGCUAGCAAGAAAGGGGCCUUUACAGGAUGUAUCGAAUCUUCUUGGGACGGUUGGAGAGAAAUGAUUCAAAACAUUUCUGUUGUUGCAAAUUCUUUUAGGAAUAAUUUAGAAGAAUUGAAAAUUGCAUUUCAAAAGUGCUCAGAACUCUACCCAUUCAUUGAUGUCGAUAACAACAGUAUUAAAAAGUUCAUUAUAAUAAGUGGGAAUGAUUACUUAAGUGAUAGAAACACUGUUGCUGACAAAAAUUUGAUAAAGCUUGUGAACGAUAUGAAAAGCAAAAUAUCAGUUACAUUAAUAAGAAUAGGAAAGGUAACCAACAAGCCAAUAGAUAUUCUUCACCGAUUAUUAUCAAAAGACAUGAGCUUUGGAAAUCAUUUGCUUAUAUUCAAUUCAUUCAGGGAAAUGAUCAUUGACGGUGGUCCCUUAAUUCAAAACCAUUUCCAGAAGAUUUGCAUACCAGAAUUGUCAAUAGAAAUGGAGUUGGACCAACCACAUGUUAGUCUUAACGUCGAAGAAAGUGGUUUCCUUGCCGAGAAGGAAGGCUCAAACAAAAUUUGUAUAAGGUUGAAGGAUUUGAUACCUAAUUCCGAAAGGACUGUUUCUGUAGCCUUGACUCAUAACAAGAAGAAUCUUUCUCAUUGGGUAUCAAAGAAUCUUUUCAAAUAUCAAGCAACAUGGUUCAACGGAGAGAUACCUUCCCAGACUAUACAUGAAAAAGAUAUUGUCUCUGAAACUAAUCCUUCAAUUUCUUCAAGGUGUCAAGAUGGUAAAUCAAGGUCCAAUCAGAGUCUCCUGGUUCAAAAUUCUGAUGUCAUGCUUGAUAUCCCCUUAUUAGCAUCCUUAAACGAAUAA
This is a messenger RNA of Hemisphaericaspora subhashii, 2244 nucleotides long. It is a transcript of the gene FAR1, whose product is annotated as cyclin-dependent protein serine/threonine kinase inhibiting protein. NCBI's taxonomy places the organism in Eukaryota, Fungi, Ascomycota, Pichiomycetes, Serinales, Debaryomycetaceae. The coding region runs from base 1 to 2244 and encodes 747 amino acids. The record is from RefSeq and is a predicted model, not a curated record. The transcript has a single exon.